Messenger RNA from Pieris rapae (cabbage white), 1115 nucleotides. RefSeq names its product AP-1 complex subunit sigma-2 (gene AP-1sigma). The transcript has 5 exons. Gene Ontology annotation, molecular function: clathrin-cargo adaptor activity. Bases 207 to 680 code for a protein of 157 amino acids. Gene Ontology annotation, cellular component: AP-1 adaptor complex; membrane coat; intracellular membrane-bounded organelle. Lineage: Eukaryota; Metazoa; Arthropoda; Insecta; Lepidoptera; Pieridae. The record is from RefSeq and is a predicted model, not a curated record. Gene Ontology annotation, biological process: intracellular protein transport; vesicle-mediated transport.
GUGAAAAUCGAAAUGCCAGGUGCCAACACUGAACACCUUUAAUCCUUAUUGUCCUUUCUUGGUGGAAAUAUAACUACCUAUUUCUAAAGUUUUAUUUAAAACCUCGAUAUGAGAUUAGAAUAGUGAUCGUCGUUAAAUCACACAUCAUUAUAUCACGUACAUUCCAUACAAGUAAAGCAAUAUUUUAUGUUACUUUAGUUUUCAAAAUGAUGCAGUUCAUGCUUUUAUUUAGUCGACAAGGCAAAUUACGUCUUCAAAAAUGGUAUGUGGCUCAUCCGGACAAAUUAAAAAAGAAGAUCACCAGAGAAUUAAUCACCACAGUAUUGGCCCGGAAACCUAAGAUGUGUUCAUUUCUGGAGUGGAAAGAUGUCAAGGUUGUAUAUAAAAGAUAUGCAUCAUUGUAUUUCUGCUGUGCUAUGGAGCAAGAAGACAAUGAACUACUCACCUUAGAGCUUAUUCAUAGAUAUGUUGAACUUCUUGACAAGUACUUUGGAAGUGUGUGUGAGCUGGAUAUAAUUUUCAACUUUGAGAAGGCAUAUUUUAUAUUGGAUGAGUUGGUGCUUGGUGGAGAGCUUCAGGAGACAAGCAAGAAGAAUGUGCUGAAGGCUAUUGCCGCUCAGGACUUAUUGCAAGAGGAGGAGACCCCGCAGGGAUUCUUCGAAGACCACGGCCUGGGAUAGACGAUCACAGACGAGAAACCACAGCAGUAUACAUUAUAUUAAGGAUAGGUUUAGUUUUAUCUAUUAUUUUUCAGGAUGUGGUUGUCAUGACCGUUACCAUGUGAGAAAUUAAACAACCUUGCUAAUAGUCAUGGUAUGUUCUACUUUCUAUUUGACACGAUAAUACUACUUUUUUUAGGCAGCAUUUUUUAAUAUUCAAAGGGCAAUUUUAUAUAUAUAUAUAUGAUUAUGCACAAAAAUAAUUUUUAAUAAGAUAUAGCUCAAAUAUACUAUGUACUUAAUUUUUCUUAUGAAUAGAAUGCAAGACAUGUUUUCGUCAUUUCAUUUCUUAUCGUUAAUUACCGCUUGAUAAGUGCCAAAAAGUGGAUAAUAAUUGUAACAAUAAUGUGCGCAUUUAUAAUAAAUAGUAUCAAAUUUUAUGUGACUGUAUAAAAA